Fusarium vanettenii 77-13-4 is the source of this 2763-nucleotide messenger RNA. RefSeq lists its product as uncharacterized. Bases 1 to 2763 code for a protein of 920 amino acids. Gene Ontology annotation, cellular component: nucleus; cytosol. Gene Ontology annotation, biological process: protein deubiquitination. The record is from RefSeq and is a predicted model, not a curated record. Gene Ontology annotation, molecular function: cysteine-type deubiquitinase activity; cysteine-type endopeptidase activity. The transcript has 5 exons. NCBI's taxonomy places the organism in Eukaryota, Fungi, Ascomycota, Sordariomycetes, Hypocreales, Nectriaceae.
AUGAGUAACCGCCAUCUGCCGGCUGGGCAGAACAUACAGGGAGGAGCUGGUGGAGUCCCCGGGGUCGAUAUGGUCGGCGGUCCUGGAGGGCCUCGUCGGAGGCAGGCGCCUCCGUAUGUGCCGCAGUAUCAGCAGCAGCACCACCAGCACCAUCACCAGCACAUGAAUCCCAUGUAUGGUGGCUACACCCAGUUCGCGCCCCAGCCUUACUACAACAUGCCGCCGCAGUACCAGAACACCCAGUACCAGAACGCACAAUACCAGCACCAGUAUCUCAAUGGACAGUACCAGAACGGGGGUAUGCCCUCGCCUGGCUACAUGCCGUACCAGAACUACGCUCGGUCGCCGCCCUCCAUGCACCAGUACGUUCCGAUGGUCGGCGUGAGCGUGCCGCCAAGCUACCCUCCUCGUCCUGCUCAACAACAUUCUCCUGCGCUCUCGACUCCCUACCAGCCCCCGCCUGCGACGGCUCCGAUUCCGCCCCAUACGCCAUCAUCCACCAACUCCUCCCAGAUGAUGCCUCCCCCGACUCCGCCGACGCCGCAAACUACAGAGCCGCAAGCUCCUGUCGUUCCUGCUCCUGCCCCUGCUCCCGCUUCUGUUCCCGCUCCCGCUCCCGCUCCUGCUCCUGCUCCUGCCCGGGAGCCUUCGCCGGCUCCGAAGGCGAAAGAGCCUUUCCGUGCUCCUCUUCCUUGGCUUUCCCACCCUGAUGCCGAGUUUCCUGUCAGAACCACCAAGUCACGACGGAGGAGGAGACUCUUGAACGCAGACAGCCAGGCUGUAUCCUUGCCCGUCGAGCAGCACGAGGCCGCCACGGAGCAGUCUGAACAAGCAACCAUUGCCAAGACAGCGUCAAAAGAACCAUCAAUUGCUUCCCAGACCCCUGCGACGUCCGCGGCCCCAUCCGAGACUGCUGCAACCCCUCGUCAGCCCGAGGAGUCCGCCGUUCCCGUUCAAGCUUCCUCUACUUCUCAACGGUCCCGCACCAACACUGUGACUAGCAGCACCUCGACGGCCACCAGCAGACCCGCCACGCGCUCCUCCGCUGCCCCUGCUCCCGCUCUUCCUUCUUUGCCCAAGUCUGGUGCUAAGGACGCCAAGCCUGCUCGUGCUGAAAAGCCGGUCAAUGGCGAUGUGGUUGCCGAAACUCCGUCUCAGGAUGCGACGUCUACUGCUGCCGAGAAGCUCACCGAGCCUGAGUCCGAAACUGCAGAGGCGCCUGCUCCUGCUGUGAAGCUUCCACCCUCAAGCUGGGCUAACCUUUUUGCGAAGCCUGCCGCCGCAUCCGUCGCAAAGACUGGUGCUACCAAUGGUGCUGUUGCUGGCAGCGCUACUACCAAUGGGCAUAGUGCGGAAGGUGUUGUCACUGCCACGAAUGGCUCUACUGCCAGUUUCUCCAAGGCCAAUGCCAACUCGGUUGCGGAGGCCAUUCAAUCUUUCAACGUUGGUCUUGCUGACCAGCUUUCGUUCCUCGAGCCUCGCGGCUUGAUCAACACCGGCAACAUGUGUUACAUGAACUCGAUCAGCAAGCGAGCUGUCCAUAGCUUCAAGAGCGAGACACCUCUCAUUGACGCCAUGAUCAUGUUCAUGCAUGAGUUCAAGAUCAUCAAGUCUGCUUCUUCAGUCGAGCCCCUGCGCCGCUCUCUGAAGAAUGAGGAGUUGGAGCGCUAUGGCGAGCCCUUCACUCCUGAGUUUGUCUACGAAGCUAUAAGACAGCUGCCUCGUUUCGCAAGCAUGAGGCGAGGUCAUCAACAAGACGCCGAAGAGUUCCUGGGUUUCCUUCUCCAAUCUCUCGACGACGAGUGCACUUCUGUUAUGAAUAGCUCCACUCUGGCGGAGCAGUCAGAGAAGGCUAAUGCCGCUGAGGGGGCUGCUGGUACAUCUGAUGAUUGGCUUGAGGUUGGCAGGAAGCAAAAGGCAGCGGUGACCCGAUCCGCUGGAUCCAACUCAUCGAGCCCCAUCUCCAAGAUCUUUGGCGGAUUGCUUCGAUCAGAGUUCCGCGUUCCCGGACUGAAAGACUCCAUCACCACUGAGCCCUACCAGCCGCUCCAGUUGGAUAUUGGAUCUUCAGAUGUACGCAACGUGGUUGAUGCGCUCCGGGGCCUCACCCGCCCUGAGCGUAUUCAGGGUGACUUCAACUCACCCCGAGGCAAGGACGUGACGGCCACCAAGCAGGUCUUCAUUGAGUCGCUUCCUCCCGUUCUCAUCCUGCACCUCAAGCGAUUCCAGUUCGAUGCGGAGGGCAACGGAACCGUCAAGAUCUGGAAGAAGAUUGGAUAUCCUUUGGAGCUCGAGAUUCCUCGUGACGUAUUGUCUCGGCAGAAACGCCAGACAUACACCGACGGAGCGAUGCCCAAGUAUAAGCUGAUCAGUGUGGUGUAUCACCACGGAAAGAACGCGAGCGGUGGACAUUAUACGGUUGAUGUGCGCCGCCAAGAAGGCCGUGAGUGGAUCCGUAUCGACGACACGGUCAUUCGCAGGGUGCGAAGUGAGGAUGUGGCCGAGGGCGGCGAAGAGGAAGAGGUGAAGGAUACUCGCAAGGAUGGCGCUGUUUCUGGUAGCUCGGGCAGCCGUUUCGAUGCCAUGACGGAAGACGCAGGGGAUGAAGUUGGGUGGAACAAGGUGACGGCUUCCACUGGAGGAGCCAAGAAAUGGAGCAGCGUCGCCAAUGGGGCCAGCAACGGCACUACCAAGGCGAAGCCGGUCAAGGACAACAUCAAAGACAACAAGGUGGCGUACCUGCUGUUCUACCAGCGGGUAUAA